Molecule: messenger RNA, 6587 nt
Organism: Mobula hypostoma (lesser devil ray)
Lineage: Eukaryota; Metazoa; Chordata; Chondrichthyes; Myliobatiformes; Myliobatidae
Gene: adcy7
Product: adenylate cyclase 7
Exons: 27
Coding region: 802-4014 (1070 amino acids)
Biological process (GO): cAMP biosynthetic process; intracellular signal transduction; adenylate cyclase-activating G protein-coupled receptor signaling pathway
Cellular component (GO): plasma membrane
Molecular function (GO): adenylate cyclase activity
Source: RefSeq, a predicted model, not a curated record
GGUGCCGGAGGGAAGGGGCAACCUGGCAAGGCAUCGCAUUCGCAGCGGCUGCGAGCACCGACUGCGGACCUCACGCCUGCAGACUCGUACACCGGUCACUGCAGCGCCGGUGUGAAACUAACAAACGUUAAUGCUACCGCGUGAAUACUGCGAAUCAUUUCCGCAUUUUAACCCCAGCUGAAAUGGCACCUUUCCUGUUGGGGAAGGCAGGCUGCUGACAAACGGAAGUGGAAAAAGGACCCGAAAAGUAGAAAUUGCUACUUCUGAGCUCGGUGCAGCAAUCCACGUUUAAGACUUGAAGCCAAAUGCUUGCCUUUUGACGAAUUGGUAGUAAAAUUUCCUGUUUAUUUAAAGCGCUUUCAUCUGAUUACUACGACUAUCAAACGGUUAAGAGGAAAACGAUUCAAAAUCGCCGGACUGAUGCCACUUGAGAACAUCGUCAAUAUCCAUUCCCGGAUGUUAAGAAGAAUAAUUGUCUGGCAAGGAUAACUCAGAAGCACGUAAAAGGAAAAAAGAUUAUUUUAAACUGAAAAAUCAUGCUCAGCACAAUUGAUGAAGUGCACGUGGUGGGUUGGAACGUCAGAACAGACUGGGAAGAGUGACCACUCCCCUACCACCAUCCCUCCCCUCCCCCAACCCAUCCCCACUCUCUCUUUUUUACAUCACAAGAGAAAGCACUAGACAGAGCGCAAAUGAAUGAACAGCCUUCUUUGCCAGACAAUAAAAAAUACCUUUAACAGGGAGCCCUGAGCUGCCAACUGCCGGUCUCACCUUAAAGAAGAAAACUUGGAAUUAUAAACAAUGCCGUCCAGAGGGAAGUACUUUAUUAAUGAAAAUGAGACUCGUCGAAGAACAGACUCACUCUUUGAGACCUACUUCUGCAUAACCCAGCAAUUCCCUCUUGUUUUUCUUUUCCUGCUGAUUAUUACUGUGGCUUGUAUAGCCCUGAUUGUCAUCUUCUUUGUCAUUGAACUGACAGUUCUGGAUCAUCUUCGCUUUUUUGUUACAUUAUGCACCGCUCUGGGGAUAUUUGUAGUCAUUUUUGUUCUGGUCUUCAUUGAGUCGUUAUUUCAAAGAUGCAUGAAGAUAUUUGCGUUGUUUAUUUGGCUUUGCCUUCUUACCAUGGGGUAUAUUUUCAUUUUUACUGGUGAAAGUAUCUCUGCUUGGGACCAGGUGCCAUUCUUUUUGUACAUUGUCUUUGUUUUAUAUACAAUGCUGCCAUUAUCUAUGCGGGAUGCCAUCAUUGCCAGUCUCCUGUCGUCUGUCUCUCAUUUAGUUACACUCAGUAUUUAUCUCUCAACUGCACCUAAACCACCCAUCUACCUUGCUCAUCAGUUGAUCUCCAACGCUGUGAUAUUUUUAUGUGGUUGCUUGGUUGGCUUUUUUCAUAAGUUUUCAAUGGAACGUGCCCUGGAACAGACUUAUGAGGAUACCUUGAGUUGUAUCCAAAUCAGGAUGCAGUUGGAUGUGAAGAAAAAACAGCAGGAAAGCCUGCUGUUAUCUGUGUUGCCUGUUUGUAUAUCAAUGGAAAUGAAACUAUCUAUUAUUGAGCGUUUGAAAGAGAACAACUACUACCCACAUAAGCGUGAUAAUUUCCACAGCUUGUAUGUGAAAAGACAUCAAAAUGUCAGCAUCCUCUAUGCAGAUAUUGUUGGUUUUACCCGUCUGGCUAGCGACUGUUCGCCCAAGGAGCUGGUUGUCAUGCUGAAUGAGCUGUUUGGGAAGUUUGACCAAAUUGCUAAGGAGAAUGAAUGUAUGAGGAUUAAAAUACUGGGUGAUUGCUAUUACUGCGUCUCUGGACUUCCUGUAUCUUUACCAAAGCAUGCCAAGAAUUGCGUUAAAAUGGGACUUGACAUGUGCGAAGCUAUUGAGCAAGUGCGGGAUGCAACAGGAGUAGACAUCAGUAUGCGAGUUGGAGUACAUUCUGGCAAUGUACUGUGUGGUGUAAUUGGGCUGAGGAAGUGGCAGUACGAUGUAUGGUCACAUGACGUAACCUUAGCCAAUCACAUGGAAUCUGGGGGAGUGCCUGGUCGCGUGCAUAUCACUGCAGCAACGCUGAGCUGUUUGCAUAAGGCCUAUGAAGUUGAAGAAGGAAAUGGACACCAAAGAAAUGCCUACCUCAAUGAAUUGAAGCUUAAAACUUACCUAGUUAUUGAUCCAAGGACAAAGCAGCAAAGCCCAAAGAGUCGGCACCUACCGAAGCCAAGACAUGUUAAUGAUGGACUAAAAAUGAGAGCGUCUGUCCGCAUGACGCGAUACCUGGAGUCGUGGGGUGCGGCAAAACCGUUUGCCCACCUUCAGCAACGAGACAAUGUUAGCUCUGAAAUCUCAGCACCGAGUGGAAAGAUUGGGAAGGAAAUCCCAAUGCAUUCUCUUGGGCUCCACAGGACAUUGGAUCGAAACAAAUCACAAAAAAGACGAUUUGAAGAGGAACUGUGUGAAAAAAUGAUAACGACAAUCAACGGGAUAAAUUCACCAAAAGAAUCAAUUAAAUGUGGCAUCUUUGCCCGACUGAUGCCUUUAUUCAAUGAAAAGGGUCUGGAAAAAAUAUAUCGUUCAGUCUGUCUUCCCUCCCUGAGGUAUUAUGCUGGUUGUGCCAUGUUGAUAUUCUGUUGCAUAUUUGUGAUCCACUUGCUAGUUAUGCCCAAAACAGAUACACUGGGGAUAUCAUUUGGAAUUGCUGCCAUUAUUCUUCUGAUAAUUCUCUUCAUUUCUUUUGCUGGUUAUGUGAAGCUAUGGAAGAAUUGUUUGUCUUCAAAUCCAUUCACUGGCGUCUCUGAGGCUAUUACAACAAAACCAAUAUUACGGCUAACAUUGACUCUCAUUGUCAUAAUUGUUGUAUUGGUCAUUUCAGUUUUGAACUUGUAUUCAAUGUCAGAAGUGCACAAUAAGGUGAAUGAGACAAACUGCACUCUUAUCUACUUACAAAAUAAUACCAACACAGCGUGUGAGAAUUAUUAUCUUCCUUAUUAUGUGUGCUGUUGUAUCCUGGGGCUCAUCACCUGUUCAGUCUUCCUCAGAAUUAGCUUUGAACUGAAAGCUCUCCUCUUAAUUAUUGCCUGUGUGGUUUAUAACGUCAUUUUCCUGAAGAAUUAUGAUUUCUUGUUCAAGCAGUACAGGAUAUUUCUGUACGGCAGUGUGGAUCCAAGCCCCAUUAAAAAUCCAGAGAUAAUGGGUAGCUUUUACCUCUUCCUGUUUGGAUUUACGCUGCUGCUUUUAAUAAAACAGAAUGAAUAUUAUUGUAGACUAGACUUCCUAUGGAAGAAUAAAUUUAAAAGGGAGAGGGAAGAAAUUGAGACCAUGGAAAACCUGAAUCGUCUUUUGCUGGAAAAUGUGCUGCCAGGGCACGUAGCCGAGCACUUCAUUGGUGAAAAUAAGAAGAAUGAGGAUUUGUAUCAUCAGUCUUAUGACUGUGUAUGUAUCAUGUUUGCCUCAGUUCCUGACUUCAAAGAGUUCUACACAGAAUGUGAUGUAAACAAAGAAGGGCUUGAAUGCCUGAGACUAUUAAAUGAAAUAAUUGCAGAUUUUGAUGAGCUUUUGUCAAAACCAAAGUUCAGUGGUGUUGAAAAGAUCAAAACUAUUGGAAGCACCUACAUGGCAGCUGCAGGCCUUAGUAUUGGCACAGGUCAAGAAAAUAAACAGGAUAGUGAAAAGCCUUGUGCUCACAUUGGCAUCAUGGUGGAAUUUGCCACUGCUCUGAUGAGUAAACUAGAUGGCAUCAACAGACAUUCUUUCAAUAAUUUCAAACUACGUGUUGGAAUAAACCAUGGGCCUGUGAUUGCUGGUGUUAUUGGAGCACAGAAGCCUCAAUACGACAUAUGGGGGAACGCAGUUAAUGUUGCUAGCAGAAUGGAAAGUACUGGUGAACUUGGUAAAAUCCAGGUGACAGAAGAAACUUGCAAUGUUUUGCGAAAACUAGGAUAUUCUUGUGAAUCUCGAGGACUGAUCAGCGUGAAAGGGAAAGGGGACCUACAGACUUACUUUCUGUGCACUGACAUGAACAAGCCACACUGAAUCCUCGACUGACCACAUAACCAAGUCACUCACACUGAAUGCAAAAUGGACUACUGAGUUCUAGUAGCAGAAAGUGAUAUUUCCAUUCACCAAAAGAUUGCCAGUUGCACUGUAGGCAUUUAUAUGUAUUUUUUUAAGAAAAGUGGCAGCAAUAAGUGUUAUUUUCAAAUAUGAAAAACACAAGAUUAAUACUGAGAUUACAUUUUAUUUAAAAAUUUGAGAUACAAGAAACUUUUUAAAUAACUGUGUAGUGUUUCAUGAUCUCUUAAAACACAUUAAAUUCCACUGCCUGUUGUAAUUUGGAUGAUAAUACAGAAGCUAUACUUGGAAAAUGCAUUCUGUCCAAUUGUAUGUAAAUUUUAGCAGCAAGUCUUUUGCUGUGUUUUAGGUCUGAAUUAUAAUAUACAGAUAAAUAAGAUACAAAUGGAUUGCAAGAUUGUAAAUGCACGUGAUGCCAUGGAGAUGUUUAUAUAAUUUUUUUUGGACUUUGAAACUGAACAAAUGCAUUGUCAACAGGAUUGUACUUGUCUAAUCAGCAGAGUUGUUACAUUACAUAGACAUGCUCUUAUCUGUGUUCACUUUUUAAAAAUAGUUUUGAGAGCUGUAAACUGUACUGCCACAAUAAGUCAAUAAUGUAGUGCUUAUUAAUAGUUACUACAAAGUUCAAGUCUGUCUUUAUUUAUUUUCAUCUCUCCAUUAUCGUUUACCAACAAAAAUCACUUCAGACAUAGUGCUUGUUAGGGAUUAUUCUGAAGUUAUGUUAAUAUGUAAAUAUAGUAGAUAUUAAUUCAAGGAAGAGCCAGUCUUCUGUUCUUAAUUGUAAAUUGCUAGCAGUAAAUGGAAGUUAAACUGGCCCCAGUCUAACAAAUAUGGUUUGCAAAAUGGCGAACAUGAGAUGUUUGCAUGUGAGUUGAAUAAUGGGGUUGUGUUAAUUGCCCUGCAGCAAUCCAGGCAACAAUGGGCUGAAAUAAUUUGCAUCAUUUUAAAUAAGUUCAAGCAAGCUUGCAACGAGGAAAUGCAUUUGAACAUUCAAAGUUGUCUCCUAUUGUAGAUAUGCAACUCAAAGGAAGUGUUGUCAACCCAAAGUAUUAAAGGUAUUGAUGUAAUUGUAACUACUGAGACCAUAUCAAAUCACCUAAUCAUUGAUCUUAAGUGUAUAAAAAUGUGAUGUACUUUAGGGUUUGUGAGUCUCUACCAAGAUUGUCUCCAGAGUGAUGCCCGCAUGUUGUGGAGAAUAAAGACUUCUGUAUCACCAACUUCAUUGCCUCUCUGGUGGCUUCGUUCACAGUCACCACAUUUGGGGGCUUGUCUGGGAUACGUUCAUGAUCCAUUGUGUGGCCAGUGACUAAAGCAGUAGUACCCACACUUAGAUCUCUUCAGGUCAAUGAUCACAAGAUCACAAAAUAUCAAAGAACAUGGCAGAGAGCUGAACUGGGAGAUAUAAAAGUGUAUGUCUGUGUGUGUGUGUGUGUUUGUAUAAGGUACUAGACAUUUUUGAGUAGCUUGUUGAGACAGAGCCACCUGUUGUGAAAGUGGUUAUUGACCAUUCGGGACACCAGACGAGUGUAUAGGCAGGUUAUAGGGUUCUGAGUUGGAUGAUCAGCCAUGAUCGUACUGAAUGGUGGUGCAGGCUCGAAGGGCCAAAUGGCCUACACCUGCACCUAUUUUCUAUGUUUCUAUGUAUACUUGUUUGGGAGUCUGCAUACUUGUUUGUGAGUGUGUAUGUGUAUUUUAAGAGUAAGCUUUUAAACUUAGAGUAAUAGACUUUUGUAUGAAAGGAAAUGCAACAGGCAUCAAUGAGUUCAGUGGCACAGAAGUGGAAUAUUGCAGAGUACGUACUCUAUGGUUUUUAAAUAUGUACUGUUUAAUUUUACCCAUCCCUUAAAUUUUGCUUAAUAUGGUAAUUAGUGUGGAAAUAUUUGAGGGAGAAGUUAUACCCAUGCAUAUCUGUUGGGAUGGCACAUACUGAGGACAGACAAUGACAGGUCGGGAAUCCUGAUGACUUGAGCCAGCCCUUGACCCUGAUUGCUAUCAUUCACAAGCCCUUCACCCCCGAGAAAAACCAGAGCAUUUUGCCCGAGCUGCCCUCACUUAAAAUCGCUUGUGGGAAUUCAGAAUUGUGUUGCAAGCUCGAAGAAAUGACUGAAAUUCACCAGAUGCAUCCCAAAGAUAUACAGUACAUGUACUGGUAAAAGUGAAAUGCCCGAGGAAUGUGUGGGACAAUAUGGCCCAGGGAGUGCGAGGUGGUCCAUGCACUUCUGGAAUGCCAGUAACGAAGAGGGAGGUCGCUGCUUUAAGGGGGAAGUUGAGGCAGCGACUGGGAGGGGGUGAGAGUAACUGGAAUGAUAAUGUCAGUGGUUCAGAGAGCUGAUGAGCCUGUCAUGGAUUAUGUGGAGUGUAAAUAUCAAGUAUGUGAGGAGUACCCAAGGCUGGGCAAAAUGUUGUGACUGUGAUUGAAGUCACUGGAGAAACACUGAAGCUGGUGAUAUAGACGUCUUUGUCACAACAAGCAGCCAUCAUUCUGGAGACACUCUCAGCAGAGACUCACAAACAUCACAUUUCUCUAUCCUUAA